This is a messenger RNA of Lasiodiplodia theobromae, 876 nucleotides long. Its product is annotated as Telomere maintenance protein. The transcript has a single exon. NCBI's taxonomy places the organism in Eukaryota, Fungi, Ascomycota, Dothideomycetes, Botryosphaeriales, Botryosphaeriaceae. The record is from RefSeq and is a predicted model, not a curated record. Gene Ontology annotation, cellular component: nucleus. Bases 1 to 876 code for a protein of 291 amino acids.
AUGGCGCCAUCAACCAUCAACGUCCUCCUCACCUCGUUUCCGGGCCUGGGUCUGCCGAAGACGCUCUCGCUCCCCCUCCCAGCCACAUCCACCGUCGCCGACUUCAGCGCGGCGCUGACCCAGCGCAUCCCCUCCAUCGACAACCGACUGAUCCUGACGACCAACUCCAACAAACUCCUACAACCCGACUCUGCCACGCCACUAUCGUCACUGCUCUCUUCCUCAUCCGCCGAGCAAGAUGCCCCCGCUUUCCUCUCCCUGCGCCUCACCGCACCCCUGUGCGGUGGUAAGGGUGGUUUCGGCUCGCAGCUGCGCGCGGCCGGCGGGCGUAUGCGCAAGAAGCGCGGCGCGGGCGAGAACAACGGCUCGUCGCGCAACCUGGACGGACGGCGACUGCGCACCGUGACCGAGGCGAAGGCCCUGGCUGAGUACCUGGCCGUGAAGCCCGAGAUGGACCAGAAGCAGAAGGAGGAGCGGCGCCAGCGGUGGCAGGAGAUUGUCGAGAUGGCCGAGCGCAAGGAGGAGGAGAUCUUGAAGGGCGGCAAGGGCAGGCUGAAUGGAGAGUGGGUCGAGGCCAAGGAGGAGGCCGAGGAGCGGACGAGGCUGGCGGUGCUGGAGGCGAUGAAGAAGGGGGAUAUCAAGGACGUUCUGGGCAAGGAGAGUGAUAGCUCGGCGAGCCCCUCUGAGGGCAGCGAGGGCAGUGAGAGUGAGGAGGAGAUCAAGGCUAGCGCGCCGAAGGCUAGUGCGUCGAAGCCUGCUGCUCCGGCAAACAGGACCUUCUUCGGUUGGGACGAUGACGAGGAUAUGAGCGAAGAUGAUGAAGAUGAGGAACCCGAGGAACCGGAAGUUGAGGGCAAGGGCAAGGCUAAGGCUUAA